AGUAAUCUUAUUCAAAUCGUUGUCGGUUUUGUCCUAAAUUCAACAUUUUGCCCCUUUCAUUUGGAUUCGGCAGUUCAACCGCCCUACUAUCUUGUCUUCCCAUACCCAACUAUUACCAUCUUUAUUACUCUGUAUUAUUGUCAUUCAUCCUAAUACAAAAGCAGAGUUCUUCCCAUUUACCAUAAUCAAUCACCAUGGGCGAAGCUCACCCAGACAUCAAUGGUCUGAAACCAGAGGCAGCAGAAGUUGACACCGCACCGGAAGAAAUCAACGCGAAACCUCCGACAAAAAGGUACAAAUGGUGGCUGAAAAUGCUCCUCUACUCCUUCUUCGUCCUCGCCGGCCAGUCCGUGGGAACCAUCCUCGGCCGAGUCUACUACGACAACGGCGGCAAGAGCAACUGGAUGGCCACACUAGUCCAAGUCAUCGGCUUCCCCGUCCUCAUCCCCUUCCAAUUCUUCACCACCACCAAUAACAACAACUUUAACGAUAACGACAACAACACACGCCGACAGAAGCUCCACCUGGCCGCGUUCUACGUGGCAAUCGGCAUCUUCCUCGCCGUCGACUGCAUGCUCUACUCCAUCGGCCUCCAGUACCUCCCCGUCACCACCUACACCCUCAUCUGCGCCAGCCAGCUCGGCUUCAACGCCGUCUUCUCCCUCUUCCUCAACCGCCAGCGCUUCACCCCUUUCAUCAUCAACUCCCUCUUCCUCCUCACCUUCUCCUCCGCCCUCCUCGUCUUCGAGCCCGACACCGCCUCUUCAGGCUCCGCCAAAAUCUCUAAGAGGAAAUACGUCAUCGGAUUCGUGUGCACCCUCGCAGCCUCCGCCGGCUACGCGAUCAUGCUCUCGCUGACGCAGCUGGCCUUCCAGAAGCUCAUCAAGAAGGAGACGACACGCGCGAUCGUCGACAUGACGAUCUACCAGAAUCUGGUGGCCACCGUCGUGAUCGUCGUCGGGCUGUUCGCGGCCGGAGACUGGCGGCGCCUGGGGGCGGAGAUGGAAGGGUAUAAGACGGGGAGGCUUUCGUAUUUGAUGAAUCUGUUUUGGACGGCGGUUUCGUGGCAGGUGUUUGGGGUGGGGUGUAUUGGGCUGAUUUUUAAGGUUUCGUCGUUGUUUUCGAAUGUGAUCAGCAUUUUGGGGCUGCCGGCGGCGCCGGUGCUGGCAGUGAUUUUUAUCGGGGAAAGGCUGACCGGGCUGAAGGCAGUGUCGAUGCUGCUGGCGGUGUGGGGGUUUGUCUCCUACAUCUAUCAGCAUUAUCUUGAUGAUUUGAAGAGGAAGGAGAUGGAGAGAUCAGGAAAUGAUGGUGGUGUGGAGCUUCCUCUUGUGGAUGAAAGAGCAUCUACUGUUACAUCUUAGGCUUUUUUUUUUUUUUUUUUUUUUCAUUUUUGUGAUUUUGGCAUAAUUCUUGAUUAUCAAUUAAACUAUGCUUUAUCGUUUGCUUCGUGACUGAUAACACGGACU
This is a messenger RNA of Salvia splendens (bonfire salvia), 1466 nucleotides long. Its product is annotated as probable purine permease 10. Gene Ontology annotation, cellular component: membrane. Gene Ontology annotation, molecular function: purine nucleoside transmembrane transporter activity. Bases 195 to 1361 code for a protein of 388 amino acids. The record is from RefSeq and is a predicted model, not a curated record. The transcript is spliced from 2 exons. NCBI's taxonomy places the organism in Eukaryota, Viridiplantae, Streptophyta, Magnoliopsida, Lamiales, Lamiaceae.